Plectropomus leopardus (leopard coralgrouper) is the source of this 2589-nucleotide messenger RNA. It is a transcript of the gene hpdl, whose product is annotated as 4-hydroxyphenylpyruvate dioxygenase-like. Gene Ontology annotation, biological process: aromatic amino acid metabolic process. Gene Ontology annotation, molecular function: 4-hydroxyphenylpyruvate dioxygenase activity. The record is from RefSeq and is a predicted model, not a curated record. Lineage: Eukaryota; Metazoa; Chordata; Actinopteri; Perciformes; Serranidae.
UGUAGCCUACUUAAAAAUAAACGAUAUCGUUUAGUUUUUUUUUUCUUUUUACAUUUUUUAAAGGCAGGCUUAUUUAUUUAUGUUUGGACACGCCUCCUGUCAAAACGUCACAUCCAAACAUGGCAGCUCUCUUGAAUCGGUUACACCACAUUUCGCUCCACGUUUUUAACGCGGAAAAAGUGGCUCGCGAUCUUGUUUCUAAAUUCAAGUUUAAUUUGUUCGCCACCAGACUCACCGACAGGUCCAGGCAGCUGGCUUUCAGAAAAGGAUCGGCCGUUUUCAUCGUGAACGAGAGACCAAACCAGAGUCAUGUGGGAAUGAAUGAAGAGCUACUCAUCACAGACAAAUGUUCACAUGAUCCAUACCGGAUUAACGUGGGGAAAUACAACCAGGAUAAGUCAACGAGAUGUCUUUACGACGUGAGCCCGAAUUACCCGGUGGACACUGUGAGCAACGUGUGUUUCGAGGUGGAGGAUGUGGAAAGGUCAUUCAGGGCUCUUAGUCAUCUGGGCUGCAGUUUCCUGGUUCCGCCCACAACAGUUCAGGACGACAGGGGGCUCGUCACCUACUCAGUGGUCAAAUCUGUUGUGGGGAAUGUGUGUCACACACUAAUUGACAGGACAAAAUACAAGGGGAGCUUCUUGCCUGGGUUUGAGGUCAUUGAAAACGACUGCAUCAGCUUGCCAGAGGAGGACAUAUCUUGUCCAAUCACACAUUUUGACCACAUAACUUACGCCUGUCCAAGAAAAACGACCCACCAGGUCAUGAGGUGGUAUGAGAAGCUGUUUGGUUUUCAGAGGUUUUUCAUUGAUAGUAAUGAAGAUGUGGACGAAGGUUUUGUCGUAAACCAGGAGGGCAUUGGACUCCGUCUUACCGCCAUGGAGUACUGGAAAUGCAGCAAAGCAGGAAUCUCGCUCCCUUCUGUAGACAAAAAAGAGCCGGACUGCAAGUUUGUCAUUGCAGAAUCACUGCCUGAACAAGGCAGGAAUCAGGUCGACACCUUCUUGGAGCAGCACAGGGCCCCGGGGAUCCAGCACAUUGGGCUGUACACAAAAAACAUUGUAUCUACUGCAUCUGCGAUGGCUGAUGCUGGUGUCCAGUUUUUCUCUCCCCCUCACGCCUAUUACACUGAGGUGGGAAAACAGCAGGAGAUUGAGGAGGCAGGACACAACCCUCAGAUGCUGGCGCAGCACGGCAUUCUCCUGGACACAGACCUGCACAGAGAUCCUUUAUCACAGACAUCAUCCGGUGAAAGCAAAAGAUACCUCCUCCAAGUGUUCACCAAGCCCAUUUUUGCAGAGGACACCUUCUUCCUCGAGCUGAUUGAGCGAAGAGGGGCGACAGGUUUCGGCGAGGGGAACAUCAGGGCGCUGUGGAGGUCGGUGCAGGCGCACAUGGAGAGUCAGAGGGGGGAUUCACGAGGAGAGGGAUCCCCAAAAACUGUGCAAACUGCUCAAUAUUAGUCAAUCCAAAUAUUUUUACAUAAGGUUAUUUAUUUUGGUUUUUUUUACAUAUCAACGUGAGAGCACUUUUUAGGGGAAAAUAUAUUAGGGAAUGUAAAAAAAAAGAUGUAAUAUAUUUAGUUUUCCAUAAGUGCUCUCUAUUCAGUUCUGGCUUUUGUGUUAAAUCUCUUUAUGUGUUGCGCUGCUAACAACAGAAAUUCUAUAUUGUCUUACAGGAAUACGUCACCCAAGAAAUGCCCAUUUGUUUAUCAAAUACUCAACCUGUGUUACCCUGAAUUUAUGGAGGAAUUUUUCUUAUUUCUUGCAUGCCUCCACAGUGCACAAAGAACUGAAGCAAAAGGGGGUUUAACAACGGCAAAACAAUAUCAAAACAUCUGUUAAAGUCUCACACAACUUUUAUAGUACUUGAUUUUUGUUUAUUUACUUGCUAAAACCUAAAAGCGCCCCCCCUUUACUUCAACUCAUAAAAAAUGUCAUGUUUUUGGAUUCUUCGUUCACUUCGUAUGCAUGUGAUAAAGUUUUCUGCACAAACUCAACAUAACACAAAAUGAGUAAUUGAUAUAAGAGAGGUUAUUUUGUGGCUGAUAUAUUUCUUUGAUAUCUUAGCCUUAACUGAACAUAUUUAAAGGCUCUAAAACUGCACCGUGAACACAGUGGUACAAAAACAGACAAUAUUUGACAUAUUUCACUUGAAAUGUUACAACAAAAACACACUCCCUGCAGCAGUAUAAUAAUGUGUCUGUUUUCACCGUUUCAAAGAAAAUCAACUGAAUGACUCCACAGCAACUGUUCCUCAAUAAAUCCGUUACUCACACCAGGCCAUGAAGACCAGUUACUGUCCUCAUAAUAAUGCACUCUCUGUUUCUUCAAAUGUGGGUGGGCCAAAUUUCAGAAUGAGAGCUCUUAAAAUCUCUUGGGUCAUCUUAGGUAAACAUCAUUAACAAGUGGCCAGACAGGAAAGUCAUGUAAAGUACUGGAAAUUUCCUUGAUAACUGCCAUUUUAUGCUUUUUUAGCUUCUGCUUUACCAUAAUUCUACCAUAUUGUGCUUUUACUCCACGUAAAUGUGACAGCUUUAGCUGCGUGUUAUUUAGUUUAUAAAAACUUUACAUGCAAAACAAUCAGGUU